AUGUGUAAGGCUCAUGUCCUGCGCUUCUGCUGCGGUCAUGGCAUUCUCAUGCGCAUGGAACUGUGCAAGGUCGGCCCUUGCCCAAUGCUGAAAACCACCGGCGUCAAAUUACCUCAACAGCCUUACAAAUGCUACAACUGCCAGAAUCGGCUCUCAAGCAGCUCGCUGCGACCAGUCUCCUCACGAGGAGGAUCCUGCUCAUCCACAGGAAGUUUAGAUUCCAAUGGAUCAGCUGGUUCCGCCACCACACCACCUUCGCCGAUAUCUCCCAUUUCUCGAGUCGAUUCAAAGGCUAUGGCACCACUGCCCGGGGUGGUGCGCCAACCAGCAGAGUGUGGAGAAUUGGCUCGAACAUUCAGUCGCACACAAUCUGCCUCGCAGAAAGCCUUCACCUUCGCGUGCUCCUCAUCCUCACAUUUUCUUACACCUCAUUAUAUGAACCUCCCGAGUUACUUGCCGCAUCAAGACCAUUCUUGCCCACCAUGUCAAAUGGAAGAAUAUCGGGAGAAAUCCGACCGAGACGCCAUCGCCUCCGCCAAGGCGCAGUUUCCUCAUCUCACAACCGAGAUGUUGGUCAGGAACGGACGAGUCUGGGAAGAUUGGCAAACUAAGCCCACACUAGAAAAGUUUAUAGAGGAAAAGAGAAUCGAGGAGAAACAAAUGUGGCUUCACGUUACCCGGAAGUGGACGCAAGACUUAAAGAAAGGACGGGUUUUGGUAUCAGAAGAGGACGGUCUGGGCCUCAUGGGAUGA
Exophiala aquamarina CBS 119918 is the source of this 753-nucleotide messenger RNA. RefSeq lists its product as uncharacterized. The transcript has a single exon. NCBI's taxonomy places the organism in Eukaryota, Fungi, Ascomycota, Eurotiomycetes, Chaetothyriales, Herpotrichiellaceae. The coding region runs from base 1 to 753 and encodes 250 amino acids. The record is from RefSeq and is a predicted model, not a curated record.